AUGGGUAUGAGAUAUGUGGCGGACAAGGCAAUUUUCAACGGGACACGGCCAUGGGUAGAGCUUGUUGGAUCUUGGCUGCUGCUAUUAUUAGAGAGCGAAGAAAGUCGGGAAGAUGAAAGACAUAUACAGGAAGACAGUGAGAAGACAGGCAAUGUUACAUCAGCCGGAAUGUAUUUCUUGCAUUUCCAAGUAUACAGAAUGGAUUCAACUAUAAAUGCGUUGGCCAUGGCAAAGGACUCAGAAGCUUCUUUCUUCAAGAGAUUGGACGGCCUUCAACCUUGUGAGGUCUCAGAACUAAAGGCUGGCACCCACAUAUUUGCUGUUUAUGGAGAUAAUUUCUUUAAAACUGCUACCUAUACAAUUGAGGCUCUCUCUGCAAAGUCGUAUGAGGAGACAACUGAAAAGCUUAAGGAUAUUGAGGCUGAGAUUUUGAGGAAGAGAAAUGAACUACGCCAAUUCGAAACAGAAUAUAGAAAGGCAUUGGCACGCUUCCAAGAAGUCACCAACAGAUACAGCCAGGAAAAGCAAUCUGUUGACGAACUUCUAAAACAGCGAGAUAGCGUCCACUCAUCUUUUACCGUUGUAAGGUCGGUGGGCAAUACCAGUGAGAGUGGACACUUUAGCAAUGGAAGUGGCAGCAAAAUUCCUGGUGAAGAGUGCAUGUCUGACAGCCCGGGAGAAGAGAGCAGUUCCGAUUCAAAGGACAUAUCUGCAAAGAAGAAAUGGUUCAAUUUCAACCUCAAAGGACCUGAUAAAAAGUGAGUGGUACAUAAUUUGUGUUUGCUCCAGAGGUUUGGAAUUUUAUCCUUUCAUGCAAGCAUUUGGCUAGUUCGCUGUCUAAACCAUUCCUUGUAUUAUGCGUUCAAAAUAUGUUUUUACCAUUUACCAUUUUCUGUUUUCUGAGUUUUUCAUAUAGGAUUUGUGAUAUUUAAUCACUAAAAAGAUUAGUAUUCUUGGAGUUGUGGCUAUUCAGUCCCCAGGAUACAUUUUGAAAUGUCAUGUAGAACAAGCCUAGCAUUCGGUUGAAAAUCCUUUUACUUUGUUGUAUAUAAAUUCUAGUUGUUGAGUA
Olea europaea var. sylvestris is the source of this 1069-nucleotide messenger RNA. Its product is annotated as chaperone protein dnaJ 15-like. Lineage: Eukaryota; Viridiplantae; Streptophyta; Magnoliopsida; Lamiales; Oleaceae. The transcript is spliced from 6 exons. The coding region runs from base 1 to 762 and encodes 253 amino acids. The record is from RefSeq and is a predicted model, not a curated record.